Trichoderma asperellum CBS 433.97 is the source of this 2193-nucleotide messenger RNA. It is a transcript of the gene MUS23, whose product is annotated as Double-strand break repair protein mus-23. Gene Ontology annotation, biological process: mitotic G2 DNA damage checkpoint signaling; meiotic DNA double-strand break formation; mitotic intra-S DNA damage checkpoint signaling. The record is from RefSeq and is a predicted model, not a curated record. Gene Ontology annotation, molecular function: 3'-5'-DNA exonuclease activity; manganese ion binding; single-stranded DNA endonuclease activity. Gene Ontology annotation, cellular component: site of double-strand break; nucleus; Mre11 complex. Lineage: Eukaryota; Fungi; Ascomycota; Sordariomycetes; Hypocreales; Hypocreaceae.
AUGCCCGAGUUUGCUGAGGCAGACACGAUCCGCAUCCUGAUUGCGACGGACAAUCAUGUGGGAUACGAGGAGCGAGAUGCGAUCCGCAAAGACGACAGCUGGCGGACGUUUGACGAGAUCAUGACUCUGGCCCGCACAGAGGACGUCGACAUGGUGCUGCUUGCCGGCGACCUAUUCCACGACAACAAGCCUUCUCGAAAGUCCCUCUACCAGGUCAUGCGCACGCUCCGCAAGAACUGCCUGGGGAUGAAGCCAUGCCCGCUCGAGUUUCUCUCUGAUGCUGCCGAUGUCUUUGAGGGAGCCUUCCCCCACGUCAAUUACGAAGAUCCCGACAUAAAUAUCUCGAUCCCUGUCUUUUCUAUUCAUGGCAAUCACGAUGAUCCAUCUGGCGAUGGAAACUACUGUUCAUUGGAUUUACUGCAGGCGGCAGGCCUGCUAAACUACUACGGCAGAGUCGCCGAGGCGGAUAAUAUCCAGGCGAAGCCGAUUCUGCUACAAAAGGGCGAGACGAAGCUUGCGCUGUAUGGGCUGAGCAAUGUGCGUGAUGAGCGCAUGUUUAGGACAUUCCGAGACCACAAAGUCAAAUGGUUCCGCCCUGGCACGCAAACUGGCGAGUGGUUCAACCUGCUUGCUGUCCAUCAAAACCACCAUGCCCACACGGCCACGUCACAUUUACCGGAGAAUGUGCUUCCGGAUUGGCUUGAUCUAAUUGUCUGGGGGCAUGAACAUGAGUGUUUGAUCGAUCCCGCAAAGAAUCCAGAGACUGGCUUCCAUGUGAUGCAGCCGGGGUCGUCGGUAGCGACUUCAUUAGUACCGGGAGAGGCUGUCCAGAAGCAUGUCGCGGUGCUGAGCGUCAAUAACAAGACAUUUAAAGUCGACAAGUUCCCCCUCAAAACGGUUCGACCAUUUGUUACAAGGGAAAUUGUUCUCUCUCAAGACAAACGUUUCCGAGGAUUAGACACAAAAAAGGACAAUCGACAUGAGGUUACGAAACGGUUAAUGGAGGUGAUUGAGGAAAUGAUUGCAGAGGCAAACGCAGACUGGGAGGCUAUUCAGACAGAUGAUGAGGCGUUGGAAGAUCGACCUCUACCCCUUAUCCGCUUAAAAGUUGAGUAUACCGCUCCAGAGGGCGGCCAAUUCGACUGUGAGAAUCCACAACGGCUUUCAAACCGAUUUGUGGGCAGAGUUGCCAACACCAACGAUGUGGUUUACUAUUACAGAAAGAAGAAGGCCUCCAGCAAAAAUACGCAGGCGAACACACUAGAGGUUCUUGAAUCCCUCGGGGGUGAUUCAGCCGAGACGAUCAAAGUGGAAAAUCUCGUCAAUCAGUUUCUUUCGGCGCAAUCUCUCAAAGUGCUCCCACAAGGUCCCUUUGGCGAAGCGGUCAAUCAGUUCGUUUCCAAGGACGAUAAACACGCUAUGGAGCUUUUUGUAUCAGAACACUUGUCUGGACAGGUCAGACAGAUGCUGGGUCUCGAACCUGGCGAUGAGGACCUAAACAACGCCAUGGAGACUUACAAGCAGAGAGUAGAGCAGCGGAUGGCUACCGCCGGUAGCUUGGGGAAAAUGGCACAAGGCGAACGAAAGAGGAUACUGAAGCCCAAGCCAGACGGAUGGGAUUCGGACUUUGAUGGUAACUGGGAGAACGAACCUGGUGCGUGGGUAUACGAAGAUGACGCGCCGCCAAGCCUGCAAGCUACCGGUUCAUCGCAAAAAGCACAGUCUAGAGAUGAUGAAAUGCUAGAUUUGGAUGAUGAGCCACCGGCAGCAAAGCCGAAGAGAGCUCCUGCACGAGCGACAAAGGCUGCGCCGACUAAGAAGGCUGCUGCGGCUAAAAAACCGCCCGCUCGGCGUGGCCGAAAGCCUUUUGAGGACAGCGAGGAGGAGGAGGAGCCGCCAGAGGAAGACGUAGUGAUGGAUUCAGAUGGAAUAGAGGCUCCCUCACCACCUAAACCAGCUGCAAGAACGACUAGGCGCGGACAGAAUGCGAAGAGUACAGCCGCUGCUAGCAAACCUGCGGCAACAAAGAAGACGGCAGCGAGAGGUGCCGCGGCGGCCAAGACGCGGCAGACAAAGCUCAAUUUUUCACAGGGAGCGACGCAGGAUAAGGCGGUUGAGAUUAGCGAUGACGAAAUAUCGGACGAUGAUGCAUUUGAACCGGCGCCGGUAGCGAGUCGGACGAGAAGAAAGUGA